Messenger RNA from Parastagonospora nodorum SN15, 549 nucleotides. RefSeq lists its product as hypothetical. Lineage: Eukaryota; Fungi; Ascomycota; Dothideomycetes; Pleosporales; Phaeosphaeriaceae. The transcript has 2 exons. Bases 1 to 549 code for a protein of 182 amino acids. The record is from RefSeq and is a predicted model, not a curated record.
AUGCCUCCCGGGGAACGUCAAGUUAACCUAGUCACCCAGAGCGCCUCCUCGAGGAUAGCGAUUAAUGGCAGAGGCGACGCGCCUACACCCAUCGAGUUCUUCAUCAUUCUUGAGGCUGUGCGCAAGUACAUCUCAGCUCGUCCCGUCUAUGGACUAGUGCUCGCGAUCGACAACGUAAAGCGAAGCAAGCGCUUGAAGGAAGGCGAUGUCAAGCUGGGCAAUCAUCAUUUCCUCUACCUAAGGGACGAGGAUGGUGACCGGCUUCGAAACGAGGAACGAGUUGUACAAGUCGUGGAGUUUUGCGAUGCUGUCCAGCGUCGUUUAGACCAAGUCCCCCAGAAGACCGCAAAAAGCCAGAGUCCUGGCGCGACAUUCAAGCUUGCCCAGAUACUGAGACGUUUAGCCCCGCGCCACCUCACCAUCACACAACGCUUAUUGCUCCGGCCCGUAUCCGGCGAUGCUUGUUCUAACGUGAGGCUGCAAUGCGCGUUGGCCGGCUGCCCCCUUCGAAUGAAAACACUAGGAGCCCCUCGUCAAACACUGUCAUAA